AUGCCUGAGCCGGCCAAGUCCGCCCCUGCGCCUAAGAAGGGCUCCAAGAAGGCGGUGACCAAGACGCAGAAGAAAGGCGACAAGAAGCGCAAGAAGAGCCGCAAGGAGAGCUACUCCAUCUACGUGUACAAGGUGCUGAAGCAGGUGCACCCCGACACGGGCAUCUCGUCCAAGGCCAUGGGCAUCAUGAACUCCUUCGUCAACGACAUCUUCGAGCGCAUCGCCGGCGAGGCGUCGCGCCUGGCGCACUACAACAAGCGCUCCACCAUCACGUCGCGGGAGAUCCAGACGGCCGUGCGGCUGCUGCUGCCCGGCGAGCUGGCCAAGCACGCCGUGUCCGAGGGCACCAAGGCUGUCACCAAGUACACCAGCUCCAAGUAAACACCUACUGAAAAUACCGCUUAACCCAAAGGCUCUUUUAAGAGCCAGCCACUUUUUCAAUAAAAGAGCUGUGCAAUCAAGUAAGAAAAAACAUCUUAUAUCUUCUUACUGUGGGAUCUUUCUCUUUAGAAUAUUCCUGCGGGGGUUGGAUUUUUUUCUUUUGUUUUUGUUUUUGUAAGGUUUCUUGAAUUUUGGGUACUAAAGGAUUAGUUUGCUAAAAUGCUGCUCUCGAGUUUACAGCAUUAAUAAACUUCUACUAACUGCAAUGUAUCUGUAAAGACUUUGAGAUGGUUGGGGGGCUUGGGGUUUUUUUUAGUUGAUGCUGUCCUUAAUUGUUUACAAAAUUUUUACUAAGCAAAACCUUACUAUUGCA
Molecule: messenger RNA, 754 nt
Organism: Oenanthe melanoleuca
Lineage: Eukaryota; Metazoa; Chordata; Aves; Passeriformes; Muscicapidae
Product: histone H2B 1/2/3/4/6
Exons: 1
Coding region: 1-381 (126 amino acids)
Cellular component (GO): nucleosome
Molecular function (GO): structural constituent of chromatin; protein heterodimerization activity; DNA binding
Source: RefSeq, a predicted model, not a curated record